Molecule: messenger RNA, 156 nt
Organism: Mytilinidion resinicola
Lineage: Eukaryota; Fungi; Ascomycota; Dothideomycetes; Mytilinidiales; Mytilinidiaceae
Exons: 2
Coding region: 1-156 (51 amino acids)
Source: RefSeq, a predicted model, not a curated record
AUGAAGUUCACCACCAUUAUCGCUGCUGUGCUCUCUUUGGCUACCUUCGCUGUUGCGGCUCCUGUUCCUGCAACUGAUGAUGUCGCCGCUCGCCAGAACCAUGGCAUGUGUGUCACUUCCGACGGCACCACAGUCACACAGAUCGAAGGCUGCUAG